AUGGGACGAGAAGUCCCGGCCAAGACUGGGAACCUGACCCGGCUGGGAGAUAAAGAGUUGAGAGAGAUUGUGGAGGGUAUUUACUUUAGGAAACAUCCGAACCCGACUCCGACCCAUCUUCCCUCUCCCUCCCUCUCCACCACCUCGACGCCCUCUCCUCCAACCAAACCCCUCCCAACUCUUCCACCUCCGCCUCCGCCGCGACUCCCUUCGCUUCAACUCCCUCACCUCCCUCGCCUACAACCGCACCCGACCCGGCCCGGUUUGGGAGUAGUAGGAGGAGGAUUUUCUCGGGUCAAAAACCGGGUCGGUUUGGGAGUAGCAGCGUUUACAAGGGGCGCAUUGGAGCCAGACGACGUCGGAGCCGGUGUCGAGGACCAUGUAGAGGUAUUUGGGGGAAGAGUCGACGCCGAUGCGGGUGAAGUACUCGCCGCUGCCUUGGGAGAGGCCAGAGACUAUGGAGGAGCUGAACCCGGAGGAGGGUGGGCCAGGUCGGGUGCGGUUGUAGGCGAGGGAGGUGAGGGAGUUGAAGCGAAGGGAGUCGCAACGGAGGCGGAGGUGGAAGAGUUGGGAGGGGGUUUGGUUGGAGGAGAGGGCGUCGAGGUGGUGGAGAGGGAGGGAGAGGGAAGAUGGGUUGUCGCCCAAGAUGGGCUGGGAGACUUUGCAUCUAUUAUGGAUGCAGUCGACACGUUACCGGAGGACAGCCCCGACCGUUUUAUUAUCAGGAUCAAGGCGGGAGUUUAUGACGAGAUUGUGACUGUGGGAAAGAAGAAGCUGAAUGUGGUCUUUAUCGGUGAUGGAGUUGAUUCCACAGUGGUCACUGGCAACCGAAGCAAUGUUGGAGGAGUUCGCACUUUCGAAAGUGCAACUUUAGUGAUCGAGGGAGACGGCUUCUUGGCUACGGGGAUCACGUUUGAGAAUAGGGCCGGGCCGAAAGCAGAGCAAGCCGUUGCAGUCCGAAUCAAUUCUUACCGUACCGCAUUCUACAGAUGUAGGAUCGCCAGCUUCCAGGACACCUUAUACACGCAGGAUGGUGUUCAGUUCUUCAGAGAGUGCGAGAUCUACGGUACAGUAGAUUUUAUUUUUGGGCAUGCUAGGGUAGUUUUACAGAAUUGCUAUAUAUAUGGUAGACUACCGACUUUGGGUCAGACUAUCACUAUUACUGCCCAAAACCGAGACCCCACAUGCCUUAGUGGCAUAGUUAUCCACAACUGUGCGAUUAGUGCGACCAAAGAGCUUAGCGAGUCCGUAUUCCCUGUAAAGGUGUAUCUAGGGAGACCGUAG
Messenger RNA from Fragaria vesca subsp. vesca, 1284 nucleotides. RefSeq names its product probable pectinesterase/pectinesterase inhibitor 12-like. Gene Ontology annotation, molecular function: pectinesterase activity; pectinesterase inhibitor activity. The coding region runs from base 1 to 1284 and encodes 427 amino acids. Lineage: Eukaryota; Viridiplantae; Streptophyta; Magnoliopsida; Rosales; Rosaceae. Gene Ontology annotation, biological process: cell wall modification. The record is from RefSeq and is a predicted model, not a curated record. The transcript is spliced from 4 exons.